AUGUCCUACUUCUCGGAUAGCUCGAGCUCCUCGGACGACUCUUCGCUAGACCACAACCACACCCGUACUACUCGCGCUUCUGCUCAAAUGAGCCAACCUACCCGGCCUCUGGCAAUCUCGACUGACGAGACGAAGGGACCGUCGAACAGCGACCGCGCAGCAGCAAAGUCCGUCAAAUCAACGAAGUCUGCCGCUCCGCUCACGACCGAGGCGACACCUGCAUCUGAAACGCCAAAGCAGCGCUCGAAGGCCAGUGUGCACCGUCCGACUCCGAUGUGGCGGGCGCCCGCAAUGAGGAUGGGAUCGCAUAUCGGUGCUGAGCCAGGCAUUGACCCUCGUCGAGCCUCGGUCAAUGUGCGCUACGGCCACAUCCGACAGCAGUGCAUUAUUGAGCUUGUGGACUAUUCUGUCGACCGCUGCAGCUUUGGCCGUAUGACGAACAAUGAGCUAGUGGAGAUGCUCGGCGAUGAGGAGGCGAGCAAGAGGGAGCCUUGGGCCAACGUACGCUGGAUCAAUGUGGGCGGACUAAGCUGGGAGGUGAUUAGUGCGUUGGCGUUGCGUUAUGAUAUCCAUCCUCUGGCGGUCGAGGACGUACUGCAUCAACGUGGUCGUGCGCGGUCCAAGGCCGAUUACUACCCAAAGCACCUCUUUCUUCGUCUUCUUUGCCAUCGAAUUGGCUCGGAAGAUGAAUGGCUCUCUCCCGACUCCACAUUGGGACAUCUUCCGCUAGACAUUCCGCGCUCCGAGUCGCCAGAACCUAUGGAUGAGAAGGGAGACGACUCGGGGACAGCCGAUGAGGUCCACGCUGUCUACCUAAACCCCGAUUUGAACGCGGGACAAUCCACUAUGAAAGGUGCAUGGGACGCGGCCAAGCGUGCGGCGGUGGACGCCGGCACAUUGGAGAGAUCUCGCCCACGGCCUACGUUACAGGCGACUUGGUCGUCGAGCUUUAUCAAUCGCAUACACAAGAAGCAGAGACACGCCGAAGACUGGAAGCUCAUCCAGAAGCUCAAGAAGGGCGAGCGCGUGAAUGUAAAGGUUUACCCGAUCUGCAUAUUCUUGUUCCGCGAUGGCACUGUAAUCUCGAUCUCCCAAGAUGCCAAGUUAGAUUUCACUGCGCCUAUUCGUGAUCGCCUUCGACAAUCCGAUACGGUCCUUCGAACUACUGCUGAUCCAUCACUAUUGGUGGAGAGUCUUAUCGACCUCAUCGUCGAUCAGGCACUGGAGGUCGUGGAAGAAUACCAAGGUAAAAUUUUCAAGAUUGAAAAAGAGGUGCUCCUGAAGCCGGACAUGAGGACCGUGACUUCCUUGCACAUGCUCCAAGAAGAUCUCAUUAUGCACAAACGUUCACUGGAACCGAUCAAGACGCUCGUGUACGGUUUGCGGCGAUACGACGUUGACCGUGUUGGUGCGAUUGCGGAGAACCAAUCCGAGGGCGUGCCGUGGGAUCCUGUGACCCGGCCGGUAGGAUUCAUGAGCGACCGGGCGAGGGUGUAUCUGGCAGAUGUGUACGACCAUCUUGAGUAUAUACUCAUGAGCUUGGAUAUGUUCGCCGGCAUGGUAUCAUACCAGAUGAAUGAAGUCAUGCGUCGUCUCACUCUUGUUACAAUCAUAUUCCUGCCGUUGAGUUUCCUUUCCGGAUAUUUCGGGAUGAAUUUUCAAAACAUGUGGUCCACCACGACACAUACCGACGUUUUCUUCUGGGAGAUUGCUUUUCCCGUGAUGGCUGUCACAAUCCCGUUGUUCAUGAUGCCUGACUUGAGGCGUAUCGUGCACUACUUGGAAAAGCGGAUCAUCAGACGGCAGGUGCGAAAGACCUAUGAGUACGAAUAG
Molecule: messenger RNA, 1833 nt
Organism: Laetiporus sulphureus 93-53
Lineage: Eukaryota; Fungi; Basidiomycota; Agaricomycetes; Polyporales; Laetiporaceae
Exons: 13
Coding region: 1-1833 (610 amino acids)
Biological process (GO): transmembrane transport; metal ion transport
Cellular component (GO): membrane
Molecular function (GO): magnesium ion transmembrane transporter activity; cobalt ion binding; cobalt ion transmembrane transporter activity
Source: RefSeq, a predicted model, not a curated record